Messenger RNA from Colius striatus (speckled mousebird), 990 nucleotides. RefSeq names its product chromosome 27 C8orf58 homolog (gene C27H8orf58). NCBI's taxonomy places the organism in Eukaryota, Metazoa, Chordata, Aves, Coliiformes, Coliidae. The record is from RefSeq and is a predicted model, not a curated record. The transcript has 6 exons.
AUGCUGCGUCACCGCGGGGGCUUCAGCGUGGAGCCGCUCCGCAGCCGCCAUGGUUCCUGGGAGCCGGCCGAGAGCUGCGUGGUGCCCACCUCUGCCAGCGUGUACCGGCGGCUGCAGGAGAGCCCGAGGAGGGGGCUGAGCUGCCGGGAAUCCCCCCCACCACCCUCCCUCUCCCCCCACAGCCUCCCCGUCAGCGGGAGGCUCCUCAAAUGCGAGUCGGAGGACUCCGGGGUGGAGAUGGGCAGCAACGAGCACUCGCCCUCCACCCCGAUGGGCUCCGACAGCAGCUUCUCCCUCGACGGCUUCCCACCGGAGAAAAGCCCCCCGAGAGAGGCACCGGCGCCCCCCCGGGCCCCCCGCAGCCGCUCGGCCAGCAAGAAGCUGGCGCAGGCAACCCAAUGGAGCCGGAGGCAGCGGGUGGCCGGGCGCUGCCCUCGCCAGCUCGCCCGGCGCGGUGCCAACGCGGCCACGGCGCAGCCGGAGCCCCCCCGGGAGAGCCGCGACGGCAGCGAGGAGGAAGCCGAGGUGGGUGGGUGCCGGGGGAAGGGGAUGAGCUGAGGCCCGCAGGCUGUGCCCGAGGAGGGGCUGCCGGUGCCGGGACAGGGGCUGAGGUACCUGGAGCACGUUUGCCAAAUGCUGGAGUGUGUGGCCCGGCUGCAGCAGGACAACCGGCUCCUCCGGCAGCGGGCGGCUGAGGCGCGGCGCAGCCGCCCCGACGCCACGCCCACUCGGGAGCUGGAUCUGGGAGUGUGGAGGGGCGACGGGUUCCGGCCGCGCUCCUGCUCCGACAGCCAGGCGCCAGCCCCCGAGCCGGGGCCGUGCCGCGGGACGUGGGGACACUCCGCCAGCUCCCCCAGCCUGCUGGAGCCCCCCGAGCCCGAGACGGGCACCCCGACAGCGGACAAGCCCGGGGGGUCGCGCUGGGGCCGGGUGAAGGUGCUGCUCACCCGCCUGACCCGCCGCUCGCUCCGGGGCGGCCGCUGCAGGUAG